This is a messenger RNA of Porites lobata, 1102 nucleotides long. NCBI's taxonomy places the organism in Eukaryota, Metazoa, Cnidaria, Anthozoa, Scleractinia, Poritidae. The record is from the annotation of a GenBank genome assembly.
AUGAACCUGCAGACUCGCCUGCGAGACGGAAAGCGAUACCUCAAAAGUGAUUACAAGGUAGGUAAAAUACCAUCCCUUCACAUUUUUGGCCUAAAUCUUCAUUUCAUGUUAGUUUUCUUUGCAAUGGGCGCCAGAAACUUUUCAAGCGCUGCUUAUUGCGUCGGCUUUUGGCGGAAAUGUGUCGGCCACCAAGGUAGAUGGCGCUAGCGGGUAAGGGUAAGGUUUCUUACGCAGAAUUACAGGAUGUGAUUGUUUUUUAUCAGUUUUGUAUCAGUCUGUUUGCGUCUUUUUCCGCUUCCAGUUAACAUAGUAAAAUCCAGUACAAACAUCUUGAGGAAAGUCAGCUUCCGCAAGACAAUGCUGGUUGCUAUCACUGCGGGACCACCAUUGUUUGUGCAAGUACGUUACAAGCAGAGCUAGGUGUAACCAUCAAACGGCUUGAUUUCUCCGAUCCCCAGGGUGUAAAAGGAGCCUGUGACCGCAAGGCGGCAUCCGUAAAAUCGCAUAUGCAUAUUUACCUAAAUUCAGGACACGAUAUCGAGACUCCAGAACAGAUGACGGAUGCAAUUCGAUCUUCCGGUGGGGUACCCUCACUAAGUGUCACCUUUUGUGACUCCAUCACAAGCCCUUUAAUGGACUCAUACAAGAUCGAUGGAGUAAGCCUACUCUCGAAUAUAGGUUUUCUGAAGAGGGAAUCCGUGUAUGGAGAGCGUAUGGCGUGGGAACCGGAAAGCUGAUAUCACAGAUACCUGAGGCUCCGUUAUCAAACAGGCUUCCGUCCUUGGUAGUACGCCAGGCGCACCCAAGCUCAUUCUCAUCGGGUGUAAAAAGACGAGCACAUGGCGCGCAUCCGAGUGGUAUCCGCAGCACUGACGAUAAGACCGAAACUGAAGAAGAGCACUCAGCAUCGCGCGAGGCACUGUUCACGUGUCCUGAGGAAGGUUCUACACAGACAUUCCUGAGGCACUCCUCCAUGAUGCAGCACUUGGAUUGUGGAACACACAAGCGCGCUUUAGAGAACGAGACACUCUUCGACAAAGCUGCCCAACAAUAUGCAGAACAACUCGAGGGGCAAGCCAUGGUGGUGCCAGUAGUCAGCACU